Messenger RNA from Phytophthora infestans T30-4, 3636 nucleotides. RefSeq names its product chromosome segregation protein, putative. NCBI's taxonomy places the organism in Eukaryota, Oomycota, Peronosporomycetes, Peronosporales, Peronosporaceae. Bases 1 to 3636 code for a protein of 1211 amino acids. Gene Ontology annotation, cellular component: chromosome. Gene Ontology annotation, biological process: mitotic sister chromatid cohesion. Gene Ontology annotation, molecular function: ATP hydrolysis activity; protein binding; cohesin loader activity. The record is from RefSeq and is a predicted model, not a curated record. The transcript is spliced from 3 exons.
AUGCACAUUAAGCAAGUGAUUGUGUGCGGCUUCCGCAGCUACAAGGAUCAAGUGGCUGUAGCGCCCUUCAGUAAUCAACACAAUGUUGUGAUCGGACGCAACGGCACGGGCAAGUCUAACUUCUUCGACGCCAUCCGCUUCGGGCUGCUCACAUCCCGCUUCGCCAACCUGCGACCCGAUGAGCGGCAAGCGCUACUGCAUGAAGGUUCGGGAAAACACGUUAUGUCGGCGUACGUAGAGAUCGUUUUUGACAACAGCGACGGGCGUUUGCCUGUGGACGACACCGAAGUGACACUGAGACGCACCAUUGGCGUCAAGAAAGACGAGUUUUUCCUCAAUCGCAAACAUAUCACAAAGAGUGACGUGGUUCAUCUUCUAGAGAGCGCGGGUUUCUCACGCUCCAAUCCGUACUAUAUCGUGCAGCAGGGUAAAGUCAAUGCCCUAGCCGUAAUGCGUGAGCGCGAGCGACUCGAGCUGCUUAAGGAGGUGGCAGGCACCAAAGUGUACGAGGACCAGCGAGUAAAGUCACUUAAGAUUCUGCAGGACACGCAGAUGCAACGAGACAAGAUCCAGGAGGUCGUAAGUUAUAUUGAGGAGAGGUUAGCUGAGCUGGAAGAGGAAAAGAAAGAACUGAAAGAGUACCAGCAACUGGACAGAGAACAACGCGCUCUGGAGUAUACGAUGCACGAGAAAGAGCUACAGAAUGUACAAGCAGAGAUUGAAGCUUUGGAGAAACAGCGACAAGAGGAGGGCACGCGGUCUACAGAACUGCACGAGAAGCUCAUGCAGGUCCGAGCUGAGAUCAGUCGGAUUGAAAGUUACCACCAGAGGAAAGAGCAAGAUCUAGCACAGCUCGUAGAGGAACGAGAGAGUCAGGAGGAGGAGCGGAAGGGGCUGAUGGAAGCUAGAUACAAGCUGGAGAUGGAGGUGCGAGAGCUAAAGGAGCAGAUCCGCUCGGACGGUGUGCAGCGGUCGGCUGUGUCCAAGGAGGUGGAUGUGGUCAAGCGCGAGAUUGAAGCCAAGCAAGCACAGCUGAACAAUGAGAUUCUACCCGCACUUCGAAAGGCUGGACAAACGCAUGACCAAGUGGCUCGAAAUCUCCAAGAGUGUAGAGCGCAGUCGGAGCAUCUUAUCGCCAAGCAGAGUCGCAAAAGUCAGUUCCGUACCCAGCAAGAGCGUGACGAUUAUCUGCAGCGUGAGAUCAGUGACAUUGAGAGCUUGGUCCGUCGAAAGGAGGGCGACACGGGGUUGUUGAGGGACUCUAUUGAAGGUUUGGCUAAUUCCAUUGACGGAUCCGAUCGAACACUCAAGCAACAAACUGAAGAGCUUCGUGAACAUCGCCGCCGGGUGGAUGCUGUCGGAGCCCAAGUGUUGCGUCUAAAGGAGCAGCGUAACUUUCUGAGCGAAGAGCGCAAGGGAAAAUGGCGAGAGGAGAAUCAAGCCUCGUACGAACUGCGAGAGUUGAAGAAGAAAGUGAGCGAUGGAGAACAUGCGCUGCAGAGUACGAUGUUCUACGACGUUCGCCGUGGUUUACAGGCAGUACGAGAGAUGCAAGAUCGCAUUCGAGGAGUUUUUGGGCCACUGAUCGAUCUUGUGAGACCUGUGGACGAGCGCUACUGUAUUGCAGCCGACGAAGCCGCUGGUGGCGCUCUUUUCCACGUUGUCGUGGAUACGGACGACACAGCGACAAGAAUUAUGCGGGAGCUCGACAAGAAAAACCUGGGUCGACUUACUUUCUUGCCUCUUAACCGCCUAAAAGUGAAGGAUCAUUUUGACUAUCCUCGAAAUGACGACGUUGUAGCGUUGGUGGAGAAGCUGGAAUACCCUGCUGAGAUUCGUAGAGCUGUUAUGGCAGCUUUUGGUAAAAAGUUAUUGUGUCGGGACUUGGACACGUGUGUUCGGUACGCAGAGCAGACGAACAUGGACUGCUUGACUCUGGAGGGCGAUAUGGUUCACCGUCGCGGUGCUCUGAAUGGUGGCUUUAAAGACCCUCGUCGCUCUCGCACCCGAGCGAUGAUGGAAGUGAAGCAGGCGCAAGUGGAUCUGGAGAGAGUAGCUGAAAGAGCGCGGAGAGUGACAGCAGAGGCUCAGCAAGCAGAUCAGCGAGUGACCGGCAUUAUUAGCGAAAUCCAGAAACUCGAGGCUGAAAAGCACCGUGCCAUUACCGCUCAUGAGCGCUUGUGUGACGAAAUCUCUCGACGUAAGAACCACAUUCGCACCGAGAGAGACAAUUUGGCACAAAGAGAGCGGAGCUGUGAACUUCAGGAACGAGAGGUGAAGGAUCUUGUCGCGAAGGCUAUGGCGCUCCGUUCGGAGCUUCUAACUUCUAUGCAAGACUCCCUGACAGCAGACGAACACCAAUUACUGCACUCACUGUCUGCCAAGAUUUCCUUGUUCGAAGCUGAAGAACGAGACCAACGCCAGCGCCUUGAGGAAAUUCGCUCUGAGAAGGAGAGUAUCAACACGGUGUUGGAGGAAAAUCUGAUUCGACGUGAGAAUGAACUCGCGCGACAACUUGGAGAGGGUGUCGAAGAGCUGGCAACUAGUGAGCGCGAAGAAAACCUCAAGGCCAAGCAAAUUGACCUGGGCGAUGCCUCGCGUCUGGUGGAUGACAACUCGUCGUUGCUGAAAGACCUGGAGCAAAAAAUCGAGGCAUUGCAGCAAGGAAUCACCAAUGAGAAUGCUCUAGUGGAUACUUUGAACGGAGAAGAUGUGUCACUAAGUGAUGAAAUCCAGCAGGAGGCUCGGGGGACAGAAAAGAUCUUGAAUAAGCACCGUCGUUUGCUGAAGAAGCGUGAAGAUGCUACGCGAGAUAUUCGAGAGCUAGGAACACUUCCGAUUGCUGAGCUUGAGAAGUUUAAAGAGCUGCCGUACUCGGACGUGAUCAAGCAGUUCAAGCGCCGAAACGAAAAGUUGAAGAAAUACAGUCACGUGAAUAAGAAGGCGCUGGACCAAUUUGUGAGCUUCAACGAGCAGCGUGCGACGCUACUGGAGCGAAAGCAAGAGAUUGACGAUGCGUACAACUCGAUCAAGGACCUGAUCGAUGUCCUGGAUAAGCGAAAAGACGAAGCCAUCUUCCGCACAUUCAAAGGUGUAGCAAGCUUCUUUUCGGAAGUAUUUCGUGAGCUGGUGCCAACUGGAGAAGGCAAGAUGAUUCUGGUAGGAGCUGACACUAGCCAGAGUGGCAAAACGAACGGUAAAGACGUGUCGCUGGAGUCAAAUGUCGGUGCGUACUCUGGAGUACAGAUCAAGGUGAACUUCCGUGGAGAGGGUGACUCUUAUUUGAUGCAACAACUUUCUGGUGGCCAGAAAGCGUUGGUGGCUCUCGCUUUCAUCUUUGCGAUUCAGCGAGUGGACCCAGCUCCUUUUUACUUAUUUGAUGAGAUCGACCAGGCGUUGGAUUCCACUCACCGAGCUGCUGUCGCGGCGUUGAUUCACCGCCAGGCUCACUCGAAGGAUAGCUCGGCACAGUUCAUCACGUCAACGUUCCGCCCCGAGCUGGUGAACAUCGCUGACAAGUUUUACGGGAUCGGCCACCAGAACAAGAUCAGCAACGUCUAUCCAAUGACAAAGGAGGAAUCUCUCGACUUCAUCUCCGAUAUUAUGACGGAGGAAGAGGGCGUCGCAGGAACGUAG